GGUUAGUAAAAAAAAAUUGUAUUAAUUAAAAUGGAAUUCGAAAAAAAGAUGUUAACGGGGUAAUUGAGAGCUGGGUUGCCACACCAACUUUCCAAUCAUAUAAAGGCGCUCAUUCGUUUCGGUUAUUACCGGCGACAAUUUUUCGGGAUCCAUCAAUGUCGUUAUUGGCGGCCAGCGGCGGCGACACCGUCAAACUAUUCGACGCCUCCGAUAAGCUAUUCGACUCAUCCGUCAAACCCGGUGAUCCUUGUACCCUUAGUUUUACCCCUUCUCCUGGUUUUCAAGUCAAUUCAGUCAAGUGGAAUCACACAAAUUUGGUUGUUGCAAGUGCUGGAGAUGAUAAGAGGAUCUCUUUGUGGCGUAAGAAUGGACAUAGUAUGGGGACUAUUCCUGUUGCCGGUACUGAUAGUAUUGACAAUAUUGAGGAGUCAAUACUGGCUAUCAGUUUCAGCAACAAGGCAUCCAGAUAUAUAUGUUCUGGAGGAAGCGAUCAAGUUGUAAAGAUAUGGGAUUUGCAAAGAAAGCGAUGUAUUAAAUGGCUAAAAGGUCACACUAAUACUGUCACAGGUGUAAUGUACAAUUGUAAAGAUGAACAUUUGGCUUCUAUCAGCCUCAGCGGGGACCUUAUACUUCAUAACCUUGCUUCUGGGCAAAGGGCAGCUGAACUCAAAGACCCCAAUCAACAGAUUUUGAGAGUUCUUGAUUAUUCUCGGGUUAGUCGUCACCUUCUGGUGACAGCUGGUGAUGAUGGGACGGUGCAUUUGUGGGACACAACUGGACGCAGCCCUAAGGUUUCAUGGAUGAAGCAACAUUCUGCACCAACUGCUGGCAUUAGCUUCUCUCCAUCCAACGACAAGAUCAUUGCUAGUGUUGGCCUUGAUAAAAAAUUAUACACAUAUGACUCUGGAUCAAGAAGACCGACAUCUUGCAUUUCUUGUGAAGCUCCUUUUUCUUCAUUGGCCUUCAGAGACGAUGGUUGGUUGCUGGCCGCCGGAACUAGCAAUGGGCGCGUGGCUUUCUACGAUGUUCGUGGAAAACCACAACCUUUUGGUGUUCUUCACGCAUAUGGUAGUUCAGAGGCUGUUACAAGCUUAUGCUGGCAAAGAUCAAAACCAGUUAUUGUUGAUGAGAGGAAUUGUACUGCUGAGACUGCUCUUGUGGGAGAUGCUAUUGAAGAUUCAAUCCUUAUGCCUGAUCCUUUACCUUCUGCAACUUCAUCAAGCAUUUCCCAAUCUACAUCAGUGUCUGGUACUAGGAAUUCUGGUCGGCUGAGUGCUUCCAUUGAUACAUCUUUGCUUGCAACAUCCAGCGGUGGAUUUACAUCAAACCUACCAAAUGUGUCUACUGGAGAGGAAACACCACACCGAAACCAUUUAUGGCCAGGUGGAACACUAUCCAGGUUGCAUGCUCCACGUGGUAGUUAUAACUUCAAGGAUGACAUGGAGGUAUUCUCCCCUCUUGUGGAUGUUCCACCAAUAACACCUUCUCUGUGGGAUGAAAAUGGGGCAAAGAAGGAUAAUUUAUUUUCAGAUAGGAAACCUAUGUUGUUUCCAUCAUCCAGUCGAAGAUUUCCAAGUUCAGAAGAAGUAAUCAGUGAUCAUCCAAUAUCUGAUUGGAAGUCUGGCUCAACUGCCAAGCAGGAUAUCACUCAAUCUUCCUUUCCACUUGUUGGAUUAACUCCUCCUCCAUCUACAAAGAGUGAAGAGUCGUCCAUCACUCCUCCAGAAGCUUGGGGUGGUGAGAAGUUAGCUGAUAAAUAUACUUACAUACGUCCGGCUGUAAAUGCACCGUCUCGUUUUGGUAUGUUGGCUUCCAGUGGUCAGACAGCAGGAUCAAUGCUUUCUGGAUUGCAGGAUACAUCGUCAUCAUCUAGUAUCAGUUCCUAUACCAGUUCAAGCCUAAAUUUUUCCAAUUUACGCACCAAAGAUGUUUCUACAAGCCAGGAGACUUCACUGGGAUUUACUGAUCACAUGUUCUCUACUUCCUUGCCUUUGUCCAUCAGUACAAAAAGCAGCCUUGUACAGGCAAAUGUUGAAUCCCCAAGAAUAUCUGAUUCUCCUAGAAUGUCAUCUUUUUCUCGAAGAAUUUCAAGUUAUGCAGAAAGAAUAAGCACAGCACCUUCCUUUGGUGAUGGAGUAUCUCUUUCAGUUGGUUCACCUAAGAUUAAGAAAUCAGGAGCAGAAACCAGAGAAGAACUUCUAAAUAGCUUGCUGUUGAAGUCCGAUAUAUCAACUGGAACAGAAUCCGGUUCUCUACCACUGACAAAUGGAAUAAUAUCACAACAGAAAGCAUCUCAGUCAGAUGCACAAGGAUCUUCAUUUACACUUCAGCUUUUUCAACGGACACUGGAAGAAACUCUAGAUUCCUUUCAGAAAUCCAUACACGAGGAUGUGAGAAACGUUCAUCUUGAAAUAUUAAGUCAGUUUCAUCUGCAAGAGGUAUGCAUCUCGAAUAAGUGUAGGUCGUUUGCAUUUUUCAUUUCUUCUCUAAUUAAUUGUCUCGUUCAACAGAUGGCAAUGGCAACCGUGAUGAACUCAAUUCUAGAAAACCAAGCGGAGUUGAUGAAAGAAGUGAAGUCUCUUCGUAAGGAAAACGAACAGCUUAGACAAUUGCUUUGACGGUUGUGAAUAAGCUCGCAACAUUUUUCUUUGACAAGAGUGUAUUUAUCGCGUGGGAUCUGUUGUAUCUUUUACAGACUAGAAAUUUCUGUGAUUUGUUAUAGGUGAUUGUAUCUCAUCUUUUAAAUGUUGGUAGUUGGAAAAGAAAAAUUACUAGUAAAUUGCUUAUUACUCGAAUAGGUUUUGAAAGUGUAUAGAGGUGAUGAUUUUCUAAUUAUGGAAGCUAUUUGUUGUGUGAUCUA
Cicer arietinum (chickpea) is the source of this 2860-nucleotide messenger RNA. Its product is annotated as protein NEDD1. Lineage: Eukaryota; Viridiplantae; Streptophyta; Magnoliopsida; Fabales; Fabaceae. Gene Ontology annotation, cellular component: kinetochore microtubule. Gene Ontology annotation, molecular function: protein binding; gamma-tubulin complex binding. The record is from RefSeq and is a predicted model, not a curated record. Gene Ontology annotation, biological process: cell plate assembly; regulation of mitotic spindle organization; positive regulation of cytokinesis.